Trematomus bernacchii (emerald rockcod) is the source of this 1062-nucleotide messenger RNA. RefSeq names its product POU domain, class 6, transcription factor 1-like. Gene Ontology annotation, biological process: regulation of transcription by RNA polymerase II. The transcript has 4 exons. Gene Ontology annotation, molecular function: RNA polymerase II cis-regulatory region sequence-specific DNA binding; DNA-binding transcription factor activity, RNA polymerase II-specific. The record is from RefSeq and is a predicted model, not a curated record. Lineage: Eukaryota; Metazoa; Chordata; Actinopteri; Perciformes; Nototheniidae. Bases 271 to 858 code for a protein of 195 amino acids.
UCAGAACAGGGUUUCCAGGGUCUCCAAGGUCUUCAGGGUCUCCAGGGUCUCCAGGGUCUCCAGGGUCUCCAGGUCCAGACCGUGACCCCCCAGCUGGUUCUGAACUCUCAGGGUCAGAUCAUCGCCACGCUGGGAAACGGAUGUGCUGUGACGUCGGCUGCAGUUCUGCCCAAAGUCGCUGCUACUCCAACAUUCACCAAACCCAUCUCACAGGCUUCAGUAACGACCGUCAGUCAGUCCCCGAUCGUCAUCGCCCCGCAGCCGUCCCUCAUGAAGCCCCCGCUGCCCCCCGCGGUGAACAUCAGCUGUGGAGACAUGGCUAAAGUGGGCCAGCUCAUCGGCAAGCCGCAACAGGUCAUCAGCGGCGAGGAGGGGAUAAAUCUGGACGAGAUCCGAGAGUUCGCCAAAAACUUCAAGAUCCGCCGGCUGUCUCUCGGUCUCACGCAGACGCAAGUAGGCCAGGCGCUCACCGCCACCGAGGGCCCGGCGUACAGCCAGUCCGCCAUCUGCAGGUUUGAAAAGCUGGACAUCACCCCUAAGAGCGCCCAGAAGCUGAAGCCGGUUCUGGAGAAGUGGCUGGCCGAGGCGGAGCACUGGAACCAGAAGGGACAGCAGAACCUCAUGGAGUUCGUCGGCGGAGAACCGUCCAAAAAACGAAAGCGACGCACGAGCUUCACGCCGCAGGCCAUCGAAGUCCUGAACUCAUACUUUGACAAGAACGCGCUGCCGACGGGACAAGAGAUCACGGAAAUGGCUCGAGAGCUGAACUACGAUCGAGAGGUGGUGAGAGUUUGGUUCUGCAACAGGAGACAAACGCUGAAGAACACGAGCAAAAUCAACGUCUUCCAGGUCCAGUAGCAACGUCCUUCUGGAGAUAUUUCACACAGAAACGCAGGGAAGGACUGUGAGGAGAAUACAAGCCAAGUGGAAACAUAUGAACUUUGGUAACACUUUAUUUUAAGGUACACAUAUUCGCCAUCAUCUAGUUCAGGGGUGCCCAACCUUUUUUGAACCAAGAGCUACUUUUAAAGUUGCCAGUCUGCCGAGAUCUACUCGCUUCUU